CAAUCUUCCUUUCCCGUCUUGCCGGCUUGAUUUGGACCAGAGAAUCAUUUCCUUUUUGCUAGUUCGUUCGUUUGUUCAUUCGCUCGUUUGUUCGAUUUACACAAUUGCUGUUCGGGUUUUCUGUGCAAAUUCUUAGCGUGUAUUUCUUAACUAAAAAAUCAAAACUUAUCUAAGCAAUCACAAUGUCGGAGGAAUCGUUUUAUGGUGUCACACUCACUGGCCAGGAUAGUUCAGUGCCAUGGGAUGUGCUUUCCAAUGAUGAGGAUUUUCCCCGCGGACAAAGGCUCAUCAUCAAACAGAUUUUGUUGGGCGCUGAAGCGAAAGAAGACGAAUUUAACGUUGUGGAGGUGCACACAGUUAAGGAUUCUCUAAAGAUCCCUAUUGCCGUGUUAAAGGCUGGAGAAACACGGGCUGUAAAUCCCGAUGUGGAGUUUUACGAAACAUCAUUGACAUUUAAAUUGAUCAAAGGCAAUGGACCUGUUUACAUAAUGGGCCAGAAUAUAAAGGACGACGUUGUCGAUAUCGAGGACGAAGAAACUGACGAGGAAACUGGUGAGGAGGAAGAGGAAGAGACACAACCACAAAAGAAAAAACAAAAAGUGGAAAAUAAUUCCGAUGGCAAAAAUGCUAAAAAUAAGAAGAAAUAAACAAGUUUUUUAGCAGUCACAAAACAAAAAUCCUAUACAUUCUUCAAAUUAAUUAUUGAUUUUAAGCUAAACUGAUGAAAACAAAACAUCAAUUAUAUAAGAUUAUUUCAGUUUCUCAGUUAGGUUUCGUGAUUUUAUGAGUUUUUAUAUAAUUUUACUCAACUUACCUCAGUAAUUUCUUAAUAUUUAUAUACAACUAGUUCCUCAAAACCCUUGAGGCAAGCAGUUAGAGGUGGUAACCUCAGCCGUGACUAUUGCAAGAAAUUAAGAACUGGUUUCUCAUUUAAUUUCUUCGUUUGUUCAUUUAUAACACUUCUCAGCAAAUAGUUUUAGACAGCGCUAAUGCGUUUUAAAUGUUUUGGAAACCAAGUAUAAAUCAGUUUGCGCUGUGAAAAAAAAACAGCGUUUUGGCAGGGAUGCUUUCUAUAGGCACUGAUAAUUACCAUUGAGAAAUGAUUUCAUAUUCACUUAUUCAAUAAUAUUAUAAUGCAUACGUAUCUUGAUUGCAGCUAUAGUAGAGACUAAUAUUCUGGAAUAUAAAUAUAAACUAAAUAAAUCAUCAUUCAUAGAAUAUGUAUGUGUAUGUAUUGCAUAAAGUAUGCUACUACAAUCUGAGAAUAAUAUAACAAAUUACAAUUUUGUAGCUGUGCCAGAACGUCACCUAAAAACUGUCUAACG
Molecule: messenger RNA, 1325 nt
Organism: Bactrocera latifrons
Lineage: Eukaryota; Metazoa; Arthropoda; Insecta; Diptera; Tephritidae
Product: nucleoplasmin-like protein
Exons: 3
Coding region: 183-647 (154 amino acids)
Biological process (GO): chromatin remodeling
Cellular component (GO): cytoplasm; nucleolus; nucleoplasm
Molecular function (GO): RNA binding; chromatin binding; histone binding
Source: RefSeq, a predicted model, not a curated record